AUGCAAUUUUCAAUGUGCUAUCAGGCCCACGGCCAAUCUCGGAACAACCCAAAAACUGGAACGCUUAGGAUCGGAGUUCUACCCCGGGUCGUGGAACGUUACCACGAGAGUAUUUCUUGCUCUUGGACCUGUGACGUGGCGAGGCCCUUGCAACGAGGAAUCAAGAUCAGCCUUGCGUUCCCAUCGUUCGUUGCCUGUUGCAUGGCUACGCUUCCCUAUUUAGCGUCAUCACUAUCCUCCUACAGGCAUAAAGUACAGCCAACGCUCGUGCGGAUCAGUGACAACAAUACUUGUUUAUGGAAAGCCGGGAUGCGAGGCAAUUCGAGGGUCAGUGACACAAGUGGAAUUAAAAGGACAAGAAGUGAGGCGACGUCCUACUUAAGAUGGUGGUGA
Messenger RNA from Laccaria bicolor S238N-H82, 393 nucleotides. RefSeq lists its product as uncharacterized. The transcript has 2 exons. The record is from RefSeq and is a predicted model, not a curated record. Bases 1 to 393 code for a protein of 130 amino acids. Lineage: Eukaryota; Fungi; Basidiomycota; Agaricomycetes; Agaricales; Hydnangiaceae.